GAUUUGAUUGGUCUGUUUUUCCGCUGUCAAGGUGCAGCAGCUGCACUACAGAAGUGAAAGUAUAAUAAUAAACGAGCGACAUCACGUCAAGUGACCUUGUGUAUAUAUCGGGAAUAUUAAAAAAGAUAGUGUAAGUCAUCAACGUCUGGGUUCCGAAAGAAAACGAGGCAUGCAAAUAGCGGAGUGCAGCUCCUCAUCCGAAAUGAGCCAGGGCUCAGUUAAAAAGCAGGCAGAUGCCAACUCUGAAAGCGUUUCAAAGGCAAUCCAGAGCGCACGAUGGCUGGGAACUCCCAUAGAUGAGCUCAACCGAUUACCCCAGUGUGCUCCCCCACUGUCACACCUGAAACCAGCACAUAAUCACUCUGUCAUGAUCAGAACAGAUCUCCUCAGAGAGGGCGAGCUCCCAGUUCCAUACCCCACCAAGUUCAGAGAUGCAUGGGAUGAUGUGUAUGUGAAGAUGCCCUGUUCAGACAAAAAUCUGUUUCCUGUGGAGACUGAGGAUGGAGGUCUCCAAAGUCGGUGGGAGCUGAUCCGUACUGCUUUGAAGAGAGGGUUCAAAAGUUGUCUGGAUGUGAGGGAUGCAAUACUGAGGUACAACAUAACCCAUGCAAAGAAAUGGGACUUCACGGCCUUGAAUCUGCUUUGUACAGAGCUGCUUUGGCUGCAGGAGAGCAGGGGCGUCAUGGCUCUGCCCGGAUCCUGCCGCAUCACCAACUACCAUCUAUUAGUCCCGCCGGGGCGCUUUAUGAUAUCUUAUCUUGAGCAUUGUGAGGUACAGAGCCUGUUCGAGCAAGUGCUGCCUGCCAUGGUGAACUUGGCCCUCAGUGCUCCCGAUGUCUGCACAAAACCAAUUCCUCUACUCAAGUCACAGAGGCACCAUUCUCUGACUUUGUCUCAGGAGCAAAUAGCCUGUCUUCUGGCCAAUGCCUUCUUCUGCACAUUCCCCAGACGCAACAGCCGCAAGGAGUACAGCAAUUAUCCUGAGAUCAAUUUCUACAGGUUGUUUGAAGGUUCUUCACCAAGGAAAAUUGAGAAACUAAAAACUCUUCUAUGUUACUUUAGGAGAGUCACACAAACUAAGCCCAAGGGUCUUGUGACUUUCACAAGGCAAACGCUUACCCAUCCACCAGACUGGGAGAGCUCUCAAACCCAGCUGACACGUCUACAUAUAACGUGUGAUGGGACGAUUGAGGAUGAUGGAUAUGGGAUGCUGCAGGUGGACUUUGCAAACAGGUAUGUUGGUGGUGGAGUCACAGGGCAUGGACUUGUUCAGGAAGAAAUCAGGUUCAUCAUCAACGCAGAGCUCAUUGUCUCUCGCCUCUUUACUGAAGCUCUGGACCACAACGAAUGCCUCAUCAUCACAGGAACAGAGCAGUACAGCAAAUACGCUGGCUACGCAGAGAGCUAUAAAUGGGUGUGUAGCCACAACGACGAGACGCCCAGGGACGACUGGCAGAGGAGGUGUACAGAGAUUGUUGCCAUAGACGCUCUGAAAUACAAGCAUUUCCUAGAGCAAUUUCUCCCUGAGAAGAUAACUAGAGAACUCAACAAGGCAUACUGCGGAUUCCAUCGAAAUAAUGCCAACACGAAGCACCUCUCUGCAAUAGCAACAGGCAACUGGGGCUGUGGAGCCUUUGGUGGAGACACACGACUUAAAGCUCUGAUCCAGUUAAUGGCAGCAGCAGAAUCUGGGAGAGACGUGGCGUAUUUCACUUUCGGAGACCCUCACCUUAUGAGGGAUGUUCACGAAAUGCACUCUUUCCUUACUGGAAGACAAGUCACCGUUGGUCAGCUUUACAGACUUUUGAAGCUCUACUUCAACGAGGAGUGCAGCGACUGCCACACACCCGCGACUAAAGACAGUCUCUACAGUUUCAUCCAUAAAAAAGUCUCCACCACCUCAACCUCUGAGACCUCAGGCGCCGCUAAGAAUUCUGGGAUGCCACCUGUGACAUCAGAUUGUCAUUAAAAGGGGGAAGGACUAUAAUUAAUACCCCUCCCUCCUCCUCCUCCUCCACCUUCUGCUGUCUCUCUCUUUCUAUGUCUGUAAGGGAGACCCCAGGUUCACAAACUUCAGUGUGCAACAGUCUUACAAUCACUUAUCUAAAACACAGCCACUCCCUUUAAGUUUGUGAUCCAAACACACAAACUACCAAAACACAGUUUUGCCUUUGUCACUGGUGGCAUCAUAGGAGCCUCAUAGUACAAGACUUAUAGCAAUAGUAAAUCCUGGUUGCUGUUAGAGGCCUUUAUUUACUCUAAGUACUACGUUGAAGUCUUUUUAUUUUAAUACACACUAUGAAUAUUGCCAAAUAUCCAUCAUAUGCAUGGUUUUUAACACUUUUCACUGAUGAUAUUCCGGGAUCUUAUGCUGUCUAUUUCAUCUUAUGCUGUGUUGGGUUUCUUUUUUCUCUUUGGUAAGAGUUGUAUUCUCUGUUUACCAUGGCAGGCUGUGGAGAGCUUCCUGAAUACAGAGAGAUGAUGAGAUGACUGAAUAUAGUCUAUGCAUGGAGUGCAUUUAUUAAUCAGUAUUCAACAAAAAAAUAUAUGCUGAGCUUUUCUAUCUUAUAAGACGUGUAGGUUCAACAUACAUGUCGCCCAUAAAAGAUGUUUUAUUUAGUCAAAUAAUUUGUCAGUACUAUGAGGAUAGUCUGAGAUGAAACAUACAGCAAAUGUAUGGUCUGUCACAUAGGACUUUUAUUAUGUUUCCAGUAAUCUCUACAUUUUCAAAUAUAAUCAGUGCUAAGCACAGUAUUAAUACUGUAUAUACAAAAAGAUGGGGGAGCAGGUGAAGAAUUGCAUGAAAAUCAGUAUUUUGGUUUAACCUUUCUCCACAUUUCCUUUGAAGAUCUGAUUAUGAUUUUCUAUUAAUUACUGUAUUUUCUGACUGUGAGUUUCAUUGAAUGUUGAUAUCUAGUCUAGAAUAAAUGCUGUAAAUUGAUUGAAUAGAACUGUUCCUUAGGGGUUUUAGGUUGUACGGUUUUUAUUAUAAUUUCUUAAAUAAAGCAUAUCCUGUUUAAGAAGAUGCAUGUCUCUGCUUUAAUCAAUGAGGUUUACAACCUAAAGCUAAAUAAAUGUGGGAUUUUAGGUCAUGUUAUGUAACAACCUGAAAGUCAUGUGCACUGUUGUUAGCAUGCAAAAGGCUGCAGUAAAAAUCUUUUCAUGCAACCUUUUGUCUUCAUCUGAGAAAUUUAGAUUCUGUUUGUUCUGAAGUCUUGGGGUCACUAAUUUAUCACUUCCUGUCAUGAAAUCAUAAAUUAUGUAAUCAUUACAAAUGUGAUUGAUUCUUGUGAUAGCAUGUGUACCUAGGGCUCUCAGAAAAAUAUGAAUCCGCCUUCAGACAUGCUUUAUUAGAUGAAUUAGGGUUUCUAAAUAACCUCAUGACGUCUACUUCCAUAAAUGGUGUGUAGGCUUGGCAGGGGUAAGUGGAUUACACAUUACCCGCCUCUCUCCUGCUUUGUACUCAGAUCUGCAUUGACCAAACAAGCUGUGGAGUCAUGGAAAAAGUCAGUUCGGCUUGACAGAGCCUAUAGCUGAGGUCAGCUUUGGAAAUGGCUUGAAGCCUGAUGUCCACUUUAUUUAGAUUAACCGGUUUUGUUAAAUGAAAGGCUUAUUUGUACAUUGCAUUGAGUUAACGUGUGAUGCAUCCUGCAAAUGAAUUACAGUGAUUUGCUACAUGGGUGAUGCAUUUAAACCGUUUUCUGCCUUUUUGUACUUGUGUACGUGUCAACAGAAAGUGAUGUAACAACUUUUCACACAGUUAAUUUCAGAGAACAUACACAACAAAAAGACACAAAACAGCUAAUUCCGUUCUGUUCCCCUAUAGUGAUGUAAUCAUUCUAAAUAGGAUGUUUUUCAGCAUCUUGCCUGUAAUGUUGCCCAGCGGCACAGUUCUUUUUGCCGCUGAACAUCAUUAAUAAAAUGCCAAAAAGCA
Messenger RNA from Menidia menidia (Atlantic silverside), 3934 nucleotides. The record is from the annotation of a GenBank genome assembly. Lineage: Eukaryota; Metazoa; Chordata; Actinopteri; Atheriniformes; Atherinopsidae.